Molecule: messenger RNA, 1940 nt
Organism: Coccinella septempunctata (seven-spotted ladybird)
Lineage: Eukaryota; Metazoa; Arthropoda; Insecta; Coleoptera; Coccinellidae
Exons: 15
Coding region: 80-1939 (619 amino acids)
Source: RefSeq, a predicted model, not a curated record
UCCGAUAAAAACGUAAGUUCCAGUUUUUCAGUGCUUCCAGAGUGAACUACUACAAACUCUAGAAAGAAAAUAGAACUCAAUGAAAUCUAUUGUGGUUUUAUUUUUAACCCUAACUGUUUUAUUUGACUAUGCCAGCUUUAUUUCAGUACCUAAUUACAUAAAAACAUGUCGGGUAGAUUCUCCAGAUUUCAAGAAAUGUGCUAUUCAAAGUGGAAAUGAGGCCAUUCCCCAUCUUGUAAAAGGGGACAAAUCAUUAGGUCUUCCAUCAUUCAUGCCAUUCAAGAUAAGUUUCUUAUCGAUAUCGUCCCGCGGAUUUGAAAUGAACUUGACUGACGCCAGUUUUUCUGGGGUAGAGGAUCUGGAUUUGAUAGAUUACACAUUUGAUCCUGUCAAAAAAUUCUGCUCCAUGACUCUGACAGGUCCAUUAUUAACUUUCGAAUUCGAUUAUUCUACGGGUGGAAAAAUUGCAUCUUUGCCGAUAGAAGGAAAUGGACAUGGAUGGGCCAAAUUUUAUAAUGGAAAUUAUUCAUAUUCCUAUAAUUUUGACACAACGACCAGAAAAGGCAAACACUAUAUGAACAUUGGUAAGGACAAAGUUACAAUCGAACCAGAGAAGAUGCAAAGCGAGCUUGGGAACCUUUUCAAUGGAAAUAAGCAAUUGGGAGAUAACUUGAACAAUUUCCUAAAUGAGAACUGGAGAGAUCUGUUGAAAGAGUUCGAUCCUGUCAUAACUGAAGUUUAUGGUUCGAUAGCGAAAGGGAUUUUGAAGAAGAUCUAUGGCAGAAUUCCAUUGGAGGAAUUAUUUCCUGGCGUAGUUUUUUUAUAUUGUUUGUCACUCGCAAUGAUGAAAGCGUUUUUGAUUUGUGUAUUUUUUGUUGGUGUUAGUGUACAUGGAUUGAGUUUGCCAAAAUAUAUCAAAACAUGUUCACUCAACUCCCCAGAUUUCAAGGAAUGUGCUAUUAAACAUGGAAAUGAAGCAAUAUCUCAUCUUGUGGAAGGUGACAGAUCCUAUGGAAUACCAUCGUUCAAGCCGUUUAAAAUACCCCAUCUAAUGAUUUCCUCCAAUGGACUGGAGAUGAAUUUAACAGACGCGUCUUUUUCUGGAGCAGACAAAUUCAAGAUACAAGACUAUAUAUUCGAUCCUGUAAAAAAAUUUAGUUCUACAACCUUGAAAGGUCCGGUAAUAACUUUUGAAUUCGACUUUUCUACUAAAGGACGAAUAGGACCUCUAGCAAUAGAAGGAAACGGACAUGGCUGGGCUAAAUUCUCACGCUAUAUGAAGGCAUGCAGAGCAAAUGAUCCUGAGCUCAAUAAAUGUGCAUUGAGGAAUGGAAACGCAGCAAUUCCUCAUAUUGUUAAAGGUGAUCGGAAAUAUAGAAUACCAAGAAUGACUCCGCUAGAAAUCCCUAGUGUAACCGUCAGCGGAGGAAAAAAUUUGAAUGUCAAGAUGGACAAUCUGAAAAUAUAUGGUCUUGAGAAAGCGAAACUGGUUGAUAUCGAUUUAAAUCUACCGAGAAAAACCAUCAAACUUGUACUGAAGGCAGAAACCAUCACAGUUAUUGGUAACUAUGACAUUGACGCUAAAAUCCUCAUACUUCCAAUCAAAGGAAAGGGUCCAGCCAAUAUAACCCUUUAUAACCCAGUGAUGACUUAUGCCCAAGAAUUUGAACUGGAAGUACGAAGAGGUGACUAUUAUGGGUAUAUAAAAAAUUCUGAACUGCAUUACGACAUUGAUAGAGUGUUCUAUCAUUUUGGAAAUCUAUUUGAUGGUAACGAACAAUUGGGCCUGGAAACCAAUAGACUGUUGAAUGAAAACUGGCCAAUUGUUCACAAUGAUUUAUCAAGACCAGUAGGAGAGACAAUACUCGAAGUGAUAAAUAGUAUUAUAGAAAAUGUGUAUGACUUGAUUCCUUAUAGAAGUAUGAUUUUGUUUGAUUGAC